CGGACUGAGUUAUCUUAGUAAACAAGCAAACUUUCGUACAGAAUACAAUUUAAAAACGACUAAAAUAUUAUAUACUGCAACUACCGUUUUGUAUUACAAACCUUAUGCGAAUGUCGGCAAUUGGUGACACGAGAGACUUAUGUGACGACUUCCAGUGACAGAGACCACUGCCUUAAUAUCCAGUUGUCGAUCAAUCAUCGCCAACCUGCUGCAGACCGACUACAAUUCUGAUUUUCUAGAACGGUUUCCACACACGUUUUUCCGUGCACAUUUUUGACUAUACGUAGCGUCCGACAUGUCUAUAGCCGAAUUCUUGGAUGGCUUUCCAUCCUAUAACGAACGCAAUUUUUGCAGUUUCGUUGCAAAAAAUUGUGGAAACAAGUCUUCACCAGUUUACAUAACAACAAAAGAUCAACCUUCCAAUCAAACUAUUGUUAAUGACAAUUCACACUUGUUAAUCCAGUGUUUACAUAAACAAUGGGAUAAAAAGAAUGGAUGUAAAAAAAGGGCAUUGGUUGAAACGAGUGAAGAAUCUGGCUCAACAUCUAGAAAACGUCCAAGGGUAGAUCAUAUAUAGAUAUUACAUUCUAAAAUAUAUUGCGAUAACAUAAUUCCAAUGCAAGCAUUCUUAAUGUUUCUUGACUAAGACUCCUGAUUGACUGUUUUUAAGAGAAAUAAAAUAUGCUAAUUUAAGGGUGUAUAGUCAGGUAGCAUUUUGUAAUGAUAAUAUAAUAAUGUUAUAUUAAUAUUAUAGUCCAGUCAAAUUAGAUCAAAAAUCAACAAAGAUCGGAAAAAAUUCGCCCCCAACUGAAUUUUGGUACACACUUAAAAUGUACUUUCCCAAUUAACAUACUAAAAGUCCUGACAGCUAACCCCUGUGCAUAUCUCUACACCCCCCAAAAAGGGGUGAAAUGAGGAUUUUUCUUAUAACUCGUUAAUCGUUGAACUCACGACAAAAAGGUAUAGGACCAAAAUUAAAGACUGUACAAUUUACUAUAGUAAUAUAAUAUUUUAAUCACUUAAAUUCUAACGUGGUAGUAUUAAGAAAACUUUUUUGAAAAAAAACUGAUUUUUUUUUAGCCAAAAUGUAUAGUUCUACACUAAAAUGACCUAUUAGAAAAAUUAUAAUAUACUGUAUGUUUUUACAUAAUAUACUAUUUUUAUAUUUUUUUUAUAUUCAUUACCAUAAGAUUUAAUGUUGAAUUUUUUCCGAUCUUUUUCCUAA
Messenger RNA from Metopolophium dirhodum (rose-grain aphid), 1225 nucleotides. RefSeq names its product DET1- and DDB1-associated protein 1-like. Gene Ontology annotation, cellular component: Cul4-RING E3 ubiquitin ligase complex. The record is from RefSeq and is a predicted model, not a curated record. Bases 296 to 577 code for a protein of 93 amino acids. The transcript has 5 exons. NCBI's taxonomy places the organism in Eukaryota, Metazoa, Arthropoda, Insecta, Hemiptera, Aphididae. Gene Ontology annotation, biological process: positive regulation of proteasomal ubiquitin-dependent protein catabolic process.